AUGUCUGUGAGCAUGGCUGAGAGAAAGAAGAGCGGGUGCGGAUACUUGCAGCACGCGCUCAGCAUCGUGGUCGUCGGGGCCAGCGGUGACCUCGCCAAGAAGAAGACCUUCCCGGCGUUACUGGACCUCUACCGUCAUGACUUCCUCCCCAAGAGCGUGACGAUAUGUGGUUACUCCAGGUCCAAGAUGUCCGACGAGGACCUGCGCACGAAGAUCAAGCCUUACCUGGUCAAGAAGGAUGCUGCACCGGACCCUGUCGUCGAAAAAUUUCUCGGGCGCGUCUACUACCGUUCUGGGGGUUAUGGCUCGGUCGAGGCCAUGAGCAAGAUGGUCGCAGACCUCGAGGUUUGGGAAGGGCAAACCGGCGACGCGUCACUUAUCGUCGACCCUGAGAGCAAAACCGUCAAGCACGGGCAUAGGGCGGCCAACCGUGUGUACUACUUCGCGAUCCCGCCCAACGUAUUCCUCGACACCGCGGCGUCAAUCAAACAAGUGGGCUUGAGCGCCACGGGCUUCACGCGACUUGUGGUCGAGAAACCCUUCGGCCACGACUACGAUUCUGCCCUCAAGCUGACCGACGACCUCGGCGCACACUUCGACGAGUCGUACGUGUACCGUAUUGACCACUACCUCGGGAAAGAGAUGACCCAGAACCUGCUCGUCCUACGGUUCUCCAACACCAUGUUCGAGCCCAUCUGGAACCGCGACUCCGUGCAGAGCGUGACGUUCACCUUCAAGGAGAACUUUGGGACGGAAGGCCGAGGGGGAUACUUCGACAGAUAUGGGAUCAUCCGAGACGUGAUCCAAAACCACCUUAUGCAGGUGUUCACGCUCAUCGCAAUGGAGCAGCCGAUUCGCGUCUCGGGCAGCGGUUCCGCGGACUACGUUCGUGAUGCCAAGGUGGCCGUGUUGAAAGCCAUCGAACCUGUCCGUGCGGAGAACGUAGUCCUUGGACAGUACCUCGGGAGCGAUGACGGAACACAGCCUGGGUACAAGGACGAUGCCGGGGUGCCGGACGACUCGAACACGCCUACCUUCGCCACGUGCGUGCUGUUCGUCAAGAACCGGCGGUGGGACGGUGUUCCCUUCAUCUUCAAGGCGGGGAAAGCCCUCAACGAGACAAAGGCCGAGGUGCGUGUGCAGUUCAAAGACGUACCUUCAGGCUCGUUCCUUUUCGACGACAAACCUCUCCCGCGAAACGAGCUCGUGAUGAAGCUCAAGCCGGAGGAGUCGAUCUACUUCAAGACCAACGUCAAGGCGCCGGGCCUGGCCAACAAGCCGAUCCAGUCCGAGCUCGACCUGAGCUACGGGGAGCGUUACCCAUCGCUGUACAACCCCGACGCCUACACGCGCCUGGUGCUCGAAGUGCUUCGGGGGAAGCAGGCGACCUUCGUGAGGAGCGACGAGCUCCUGGAGUCGUGGAAAAUAUUCACGCCGGUGCUGAACUUGAUCGAUGCCGGAGAGAUCCCGCCGCUGCCGUACAAGUUCGGCACCCGAGGCCCCGAGGAGAGCGACGAGCUCAUCGAGAAGAUGGGCUACACCUACAACAAGAACUACGACUGGGAAGAGGCCCACAAGGAACACAAAUGACAGUCCCGAGGGGGGAGGUUAGGGCGAUCCAAGCUGUGACGAUAAGGUUGGUCGGGGUUUGGUAGCCUAACACCCCCAAACCUUUUUUUCGCUUUUUCGCCAAAAGCUUGCGUUUUUUUUUUUGCGUCGUCUGGUGUACAUGCUCACGCCUAUUCUUUUUUCCGGCGGUGGGCAGGUUGACUAACGAUUUACUGGUGAGGAUGUUCAGGUCCCAGGACAGGUCAGGGGCAGCCCCGGCGACAGUCUGAUUCCAACUGCAGUUGUUGGGUGAUCAUCACCUCACCGGGUCUUCCACCGACCUUUCUUUGCCCUCCCUUGAAAGGGAUCGACGCCUGGAUUGCAAUUUGUAUGGUAUGCAUGUGCAUACGAUGGGUGCAUAAUUGGAUCAAAGGGCCACGAGGCUUUGUGAGGACACAACCGUUUUGCCUCUGAGUUCAUAAGAGUUUGGCGGACAGAAAGAAACUCACGGCUACAACAAGAAAAUAUUUUCGGAGAAAGAGAACCAAACGUCACGGAGGCGAAUUCGUCGUAUCGUAAGUAAGUUGGUGGGAUCAUGGUAACGCUUGCUUGUUUUGUCUUUGUGAUGGUGACGAGUUGACGUCAUGGUCUCGGCCAAGACUUGAGUUCGUUGUUGUUGGGAGCUAUGGGGUGGUAGAUAUUUACCAAGUACCAAUCAAUACGGUACGUGGUAGGAGUAGACCUGUUGCAUGUUGCGAACGGUGACGAUCGGUUAUGAUUCUUGUCGAGAAGUUGACAGAGCCGAUGUAUGUGUUGCGGGAGGGAUGCCGGCCUACCUAUGCAUACAGCCAAAGAUAGGUAAAAUAACAUCGAACGUAGAAUUUAUGGGAUCGGUGGUUUUCAAGAAGAGUUGAGAGACGUUUGCCAGCAAAUCGCGCGCUACGACGGGACGGGAAAGGCAGUGCGGUAUCGUAUCGUCCUCCUGACGGGCGUUUGAACAAUCCAUUCUGAAUUUAUCGGG
Molecule: messenger RNA, 2569 nt
Organism: Ectocarpus siliculosus
Lineage: Eukaryota; Phaeophyceae; Ectocarpales; Ectocarpaceae
Source: the annotation of a GenBank genome assembly